AUGUCGCCAACGAUGAUAACCAUCAUACACUGUUUGGCUAUCGGUAUCCUGAUAUUUUGGUGCGGAAUAUGGAUCAUUCAUCUGACGGCCAUCAUUUACGGGAAGGUAAAACUCCACAAGAAAGCUUCCCAGCAUCCACGAGAGACGCCAUAUCCGUCGGUUUCGAUUCUGAAACCACUAAUGGGAGUCGAUCCCAAUUUGCAGAGUAAUUUGGAAACGUUUUUCCUCAUGGAUUAUCCGGUGUAUGAGCUGCUGUUCUGCGUCGAAUCCCAGGACGAUCCUGCGAUCGAGGUAGUAAAUCGGUUACGUGAUAAGUAUCCCAGCAUUGAGGCGGAGCUGCUCGUGGGUGGCUCAAACGUGGGAGUGAAUCCAAAGAUAAAUAAUCUCUACCCGGGAUAUGUGCAGGCUCGGUACGAGCUAAUAAUGAUUUCCGACGCGGGCAUUCGCAUGAAGAGCGACACACUCACCGACAUGGUAAACCAUAUGACGGAGAAGGUGGGCCUGGUGCAUCAAAUGCCAUUCGUGUGCGACCGGGAAGGUUUUGCUGCCGCCUUUGAGAAGAUCUACUUCGGCACGGUGCAGUCGAGGAUUUACCUGUGCGCCGAUCUGCUCGGUAUUAACUGUCACACGGGUAUGUCGUGCUUAAUGCGGAAGGAUGUGCUAGACCAGCUGGGCGGUGUGCAAGCGUUCGGAUGCUACCUGGCAGAAGAUUUCUUUCUUGCCAAAGCGUUUCACGACCAUAACUGGAAGCUAACGAUCAGCAGCCAACCAGCGUGGCAGAACUCGGGAAUAUGUGAUAUUAGCAGCUUUCAGGCACGGCUCACUCGAUGGGCCAAACUAAGGGUGGCCAUGGUACCGACGACCAUUUUGCUGGAACCGAUGUCCGAGUGCAUCAUCGUAGGUUUGUUCGCGUGCGGUGCCGUCAAAGUACUCUUCCGAUGGAAUCCACUCGUAUUUUUCCUCAUUCAUACGCUCGUGUGGUUCCUGUCCGAUUGGGUUCUGCUGUCGAUAAUCCAGAAUGGGGCGUUACCCUUCAACAAGUUCACCUUCUUCGUUGGGUGGGCUUUUCGUGAGGUCAGUGGCCCUUACCUGUUCUUCAACGCCUUGUGGAAUCCGGCGAUUAGAUGGCGAACUCGCGUGUAUAAGCUCGCCUGGGGCGGUGUUGCGUACGAACUUACAUCUCAAAUUAAAUCGUAA
Messenger RNA from Anopheles marshallii, 1197 nucleotides. RefSeq names its product ceramide glucosyltransferase (gene GlcT). Bases 1 to 1197 code for a protein of 398 amino acids. Gene Ontology annotation, cellular component: membrane. Gene Ontology annotation, molecular function: ceramide glucosyltransferase activity. NCBI's taxonomy places the organism in Eukaryota, Metazoa, Arthropoda, Insecta, Diptera, Culicidae. Gene Ontology annotation, biological process: glucosylceramide biosynthetic process. The transcript has a single exon. The record is from RefSeq and is a predicted model, not a curated record.